UUCUAUAUUUUCUAUUAUUUUGUUAUCCAUAAGAAAAUGAGUUAUAGUUUUGAGCAACAGAAGAUGGAAAAGAGAGAAGAGCUUGCAGGUCUUCUCGAUGCCCUUCCUCCGGUGGAAUUCUGCUGUGCUUAUGGGUCAGCUAUCCAUCCUAACAACCAAGAUAAGAAUGCCAUGGUAGAUUACAUUCUGGGUGUUUCAGAUCCAUUGCAGUGGCACUCUGAGAAUCUGGAAAUGAAUAGGGAACAUUAUGCAUCAUGGAUGGUUUACCUUGGUGAUGCAAAAUUGAUUACUCAAGUGGCCAAUGAAAUUGGUGUGGGUGUGCACUUCAACCCAUUUGUGACUUAUAAUGACAAGUUGAUCAAGUACGGUAUUGUCCGUAUGCAUGAUUUGGUUCAGGAUUUAUUAAACUGGGAAAGGUUCUACUUGAGUGGUCGUUUGCAAAAACCUGUGCAUAUACUGGUGGAUAAUCUCAACAUAGAAAAUCUAAAUUCAGUUAAUUUAAAGGCUGCCACUUCAGCUGCACUCCUCCUUUUGCCAUCCAAGUUUUCUGAGGAAGAUCUAUAUGCUAAAAUAUGUAGCCUCUCAUAUAUGGGUGACUUGCGGAUGCUAUUUGCAGAGGAUAGGAAUAAGGUGAAAAAGAUUGUCCAUGGGCAGUUUAAUUCAUUCCAGAGAAUGUAUAAGCCAUUUCUAGAUGAGUAUGCUGCUAAGGAGUUGCUGAUAUUCUCAUCAACUGGUGGUCACCAAGCAAAUUUAACUCAGGAUUGUGGUUUAUCUGCAGCUCGUGCCCUUGUUUCCUCCCUUCCUCCAACAGUCAGAAGCGAAAUGGGGAUGAGACUGGGGGAGAAGCGAAAACUGAGUGAAACUGGUCGAACUAUACGUGAAGUUGUGGUCAACUCAAGGGAAGAGGCUGCGGAGUGCAUGCGUAAAGUGGUGAGACGUACAGUUAUGGUUUCAAGCAUGAGGCAGGCCAUAUCUGGAUUUCUGGGUGUGGGUGGUGUCAAUGCCAUUAGAUAUAUCUCAAAGAAGAUGGGCAAAGCCUGGAGAUCUUGGACAUGAUCGUUUAUCUCUCUUUUGUCACUUUUGCAGUGGGGUGGGCUUCAGUUUUGCCACUCAACUUUGUUUCACACAAUGGAAGCAACUUUUUCUUUAAACAUGGUAAUAAUUGUCUUAGAAGCAGCUUUAGACAAAUUGUAUGUUAGGAUACUCUGUAAUUGGAGAUCGCUAGUUUAGGAUUCGUAGUUGUCAAGGUGUU
Molecule: messenger RNA, 1252 nt
Organism: Telopea speciosissima
Lineage: Eukaryota; Viridiplantae; Streptophyta; Magnoliopsida; Proteales; Proteaceae
Product: phosphatidate cytidylyltransferase, mitochondrial
Exons: 12
Coding region: 37-1056 (339 amino acids)
Biological process (GO): cardiolipin biosynthetic process; CDP-diacylglycerol biosynthetic process
Cellular component (GO): mitochondrion
Molecular function (GO): phosphatidate cytidylyltransferase activity
Source: RefSeq, a predicted model, not a curated record